Aspergillus mulundensis is the source of this 1011-nucleotide messenger RNA. RefSeq names its product acyl-CoA thioesterase. Gene Ontology annotation, biological process: acyl-CoA metabolic process; fatty acid catabolic process. The coding region runs from base 1 to 1011 and encodes 336 amino acids. Gene Ontology annotation, cellular component: peroxisomal matrix. NCBI's taxonomy places the organism in Eukaryota, Fungi, Ascomycota, Eurotiomycetes, Eurotiales, Aspergillaceae. The transcript has a single exon. Gene Ontology annotation, molecular function: fatty acyl-CoA hydrolase activity. The record is from RefSeq and is a predicted model, not a curated record.
AUGGCACCCACAAUCCCACCCCCCGACAUCGCACGCACCCUAGCAGAGCACAUCUCAGUUCAACCCAUAGCCCCCGACGCAUUCCAAACGCGCUUCAACCCAGAGCGCCAAGGCAACACCGCAUCCUACGCCUACGGCGGAUGCUCCCUCGGCGCAGGCGUCCAAGCAGCAUGCCAAACAGUACCGGAGGGGUAUAUCCUCUACACUGUAACGGGCUCUUUCCUCGCGCCUGUCUUGACGACCAGCAAACCAACGUGCUCUGUCCGCCGGCUCCGGGACACGCGGACGUUCGCAACGAGACAGGUUGAGAUUUCGCAGGUCCAGAAUGGUACGAGUAGACUCUGCGUGAUCAUGCUCGCGGACUUCCAUAAGAAAGAGACCGGUUCGGUACUAGAGUACUCGGCGCCGCCGGAUCACGUCUACGCGCCACCGGAGUCUGGAAAGUGUCUCACGCCACAGGAAAUCGGGGCGAAGAUGGUACAGGACGGGAUUAUCAGUAACAUGGACCUUAAGCUAUAUAAUACGCUUUUUGGCCUGAUGGCCCGCUUCUUCGAAACACGGCAAGCACCCGAGGGGGUUUCGGCGCAUAAUUUGCACGGUAUGGCGAAGGAGCAGUCUCAACCGCCUCACCAGUCAACCCUGCCAUUGACGCAAAAGACGAGCGCGGACUGGUUCCGCUCUCGCACUCCCUUAUCUACGCGAUCAGACCACUACGCGGGUCUAGCGUGGAUUCUCGACGCGUAUCUGACAUUUAUGCCAUUGACCCAUAGCGGGAUGUUCCUCGAUGACGUUGCUGCAUGCGCAACGCUGGAUUUUGCGAUUCGGAUUUUUAGCGAUGAGUUUGAUCUCACGGAGUGGAUGUUACGCGAGUUGAAGACUGUUGCUGGGGGUUGUGGAAGGACUUAUACGGAGAGCCGGGUGUGGAAUAGGGAGGGCAGGCUUGUGGCGAAUAUGUCGCAGCAGUCGAUUUUGAGGCCUAAGACGAGAAAGACUGGGAAGGCGUCGCUUUGA